Messenger RNA from Australozyma saopauloensis, 732 nucleotides. Its product is annotated as RNA methyltransferase. The coding region runs from base 1 to 732 and encodes 243 amino acids. Lineage: Eukaryota; Fungi; Ascomycota; Pichiomycetes; Serinales; Metschnikowiaceae. Gene Ontology annotation, cellular component: nucleus. The record is from RefSeq and is a predicted model, not a curated record. The transcript has a single exon. Gene Ontology annotation, biological process: 7-methylguanosine RNA capping; 7-methylguanosine cap hypermethylation. Gene Ontology annotation, molecular function: RNA cap trimethylguanosine synthase activity.
AUGUCUGACGAUGAAGUAAUUCUGGAGCCAGAAUUGCUUAUGCAUACCCUACAUACGCUACCCAAGCAAUGUAAAAAGUAUUGGAAUAAGCGAUACAAAAUCUUCUCCAAGUAUGACGAAGGUGUUUUCCUUUCAUCGGAAUUAUGGUACUCUGUCACACCAGAGAUCACCGCAGAGGCUACUGCACUUCUAGUAAAAAAGUUGAUUCCAGACUGUAAAAACGUGCUAGAUGUUUGUUGCGGUGGCGGGGGUAAUACCAUUCAAUUUGCUAAAUUGUUCGAACGUGUGGGAGGUGUAGAUAUCAACCCAACUAAUGUGAAAUGCUCCAGACACAAUUGUCUGAUAUAUGGCGUGAGUGAAAAGACAUGGUUCAUCGAGGGAGAUUGGUUAGAACUAGCUAAAAGUCCAAAAUGGCUUCCCGAAGAUUUGACGGACGGGAAAUUCGACUUUGUCUUCUGCUCUCCUCCGUGGGGUGGGCCUAACUACAAACACCAACUGACCUUCGACUUAAAUGUGAUGCAGCCAUUUAAUUUAAGAGAGCUUUGUAAUAGUAUGAUGCCUUUGGCAAAGAAUUUUGGGUUUUUUCUUCCGCGCAAUCUGGACUUUGAUCAGUUAAGACAGAUUGGUUGGGAACUUGGCUUCCCUAAAACUCGAGUGGUGUGUUUGAGACAAGAUUCUCGUCCAAUGGCCAUUUUGGCCAUUUUCGGGCCCUCAUUUGAAAACGACAUUUAG